This is a messenger RNA of Aphis gossypii (cotton aphid), 451 nucleotides long. RefSeq names its product histone H4. Gene Ontology annotation, molecular function: structural constituent of chromatin; DNA binding; protein heterodimerization activity. Bases 93 to 404 code for a protein of 103 amino acids. Gene Ontology annotation, cellular component: nucleosome. The transcript has a single exon. The record is from RefSeq and is a predicted model, not a curated record. Gene Ontology annotation, biological process: nucleosome assembly. NCBI's taxonomy places the organism in Eukaryota, Metazoa, Arthropoda, Insecta, Hemiptera, Aphididae.
GUUUGUGAUCCGGGCAUCAGUCACCGUUCAGCAUUCAUAGCCGCAAGUCUUGCAAGUUGCAACGCUAAAUCUAGAAACUACAUAAAAUCAACAUGACCGGACGCGGUAAAGGAGGAAAAGGUCUUGGAAAAGGAGGCGCCAAACGUCAUCGUAAGGUUUUGCGUGAUAACAUCCAGGGAAUCACCAAGCCCGCCAUCCGUCGGUUAGCUCGUCGUGGAGGAGUGAAACGUAUCUCCGGUUUGAUCUACGAAGAAACCCGUGGAGUUUUAAAAGUAUUCCUUGAGAACGUGAUCCGUGAUGCCGUUACCUACACCGAACACGCCAAGAGGAAGACCGUCACCGCCAUGGAUGUCGUCUACGCUCUGAAACGCCAAGGUCGUACCUUGUACGGUUUCGGAGGUUAAUUUCCCAACUAUGAAGAUCUCAACGUUUUUAAAAAGGCCCUUUUCAG